Molecule: messenger RNA, 876 nt
Organism: Pocillopora damicornis (cauliflower coral)
Lineage: Eukaryota; Metazoa; Cnidaria; Anthozoa; Scleractinia; Pocilloporidae
Product: collagen alpha-1(I) chain-like
Source: RefSeq, a predicted model, not a curated record
AUGGAGUCAAAAGCGAAAAUCAAAUCCCACGUUCUGAUGUUUGGACUUUCAGUCAAUUUACUUUUGACGCUAUGUUCACUCGGUUUUACGUGCUAUUCUUUGAAUCGAUUAGAUUCACGUCUAACAGCAGUUGAACAGAAUCAAUUGCUUCAAAAUCCUCCUCAUCAGCCUGCCAACCAAGUAAUAACCAAGCCAACACAUGCUCAACUGCGUCGCAGUGGAUCACAAACGAGGGACACUAUACGCUUCAAAAGGGCUUCCGAUAGUCAGUCUAUAUGCCAAAAGUGUAGCAACAUCUGUUCUUACCCCCACGAUGCCCGGAAGAAUUCGACAGAACAACACACCCUGCAAAAAGUAAUUUGUGUAAAUGGUCGUGAAGUACCACAAGGUCCACCUGGUCCUCCUGGGGUACCCGGUGCCCAAGGUGCUCGUGGCUCACCAGGAACGUCUGGCCCUAGGGGCCCGGAGGGACCAUGGGGACCUCCUGGAAAAAAUGGGAAGAGGGGAAAGAAGGGAACUAAAGGCGUCGCUGGUCGGCAAGGGAAGCGGGGCACUAGAGGACCACCAGGACCACCAGGACCACCAGGACCACCGGGAUUAUCAAAACCACCGGUAACCCCUGGGAAAUCGUCGCAACACGUCGCAAAUGUUAGCAGUGGAGGUUCCCUAGAAUUACCAUACUUCGUCACAAAGCCUCCAUCUUCCUGGACGGUCAAGGAGAAGCAAAAUGUGAGAUUACCUUGUGAAGCGGGUGGCUUUCCCCCGCCAGUAAUUACAUGGUAUAAGAAUGGAUACCCGAUAAAAGAUGCGAGAAGGCAGUUUAAGGAACGCAAUUUGGAAAUAAAGGAAAUUGUCUUCGAGGAUCGUGGAACUUAC